CCCUGCCCCCUGUGACAUUUUGUCUCUCUGUAUGAUUCUUUGUGUCGCCUGUGCCUACCGGUUUCUUCACUUCAUUUCUGCUCCGUGUCUUUCUAUUUUGGGUUUAGAAUGAGCGCCAGGCUUUGGACUGAGGAGCAGUUUAACUGCCCAGUGUGUCUGGACCUGCCCCAUGACCCGGUCACCAUCCCCUGUGGCCACAGCUACUGCAUGGAGUGCAUCAAGGACUACUGGGGCAAGGAUGACCACAUCGGGAUCUACAGCUGUCCCCAGUGCCGGCAGACCUUUUGCCCCAAACCCUCGCUGUCCAGGAACACCAUGCUGGCGGAGGCAGUGGAGCAGCUGCGGCGCGGAGCCUCUCGGGCCUCGAUCACGAGCAUCCGCAGGCCCCGUGCCGCUCAGAACUCCUCCGGCUCCUCUUCGGCUCCCCGCUCCUCCUCCUCCUCCACGUUCGUCCCCUGCGACGUGUGCCAGGGAGACCCGCACCCUGCGGUGAAGACUUGCCUGGUGUGCCUGGCGUCUUACUGUGAGACCCACCUGAAGCCCCACUGCCAGGCGCCCGCGCUCAAGAGGCACGAGCUCAUCAGCCCCACAGGGCAGCUGACGCAGAAGAUCUGCGCCCAGCACAAGUACCUGCAGGAGUUCUACUGCCGCCGCUGCCAGGCCUUCAUCUGCUGGCUAUGCACCAGCAACCAGCACAAGGACCACGAGACCGCCUCCACGCAGGCUGUUCGGGUUGAACGGCAGAAGGAAUUGGGUGACGUGCAGACAGAGACUCAGGUGAAGCUGCAGGAAAGAGAGAAGGAGCUGAAGGAAAUGAAGAAAGUUGUGGAGUCACUCAAGCGCUCAGCAGACAGGGUGCACGCCGACACUGAGCUCGUUCUGACCGAGCUGCAGCGCUCGGUGGAGCGGCUGCAGGAGCUGGUGGAGGAGGUGAUGGACUCCAUUGGGCAGGAAAAAUUAAGGGAGGCCCAGGAGGUUGUGGAGAAACUGGAGGCCGAAAUUAGGGAGCUGAAAAGGAAGGACUCAGAAAUGAAGGAUCUAAUCACUUGCGAGGAUAACAUCCAUUUUCUGCAGAACUGCAAGUCUCUCUGCAGCCCCCCGGAGGCGGGGGAGCUGCCCACUGUGACAGCCAAUCCCGAUGCCUCCUUUGAACCCGUGCGCACGGCCAUGCUGGAUCUGCGGGAUAAAGUGGAGGACCUUUGCAACCAGGAGCUGAGCCAGGCCACCAAGACAGUGAAUGACUUGGUGGCUUUCACCCUGGUAGACAACAAAGCCAAUAAGAAUGCUGCCCCAAGGUUCAAGUUUGAGUUCUUAAAAAUAUUUUCAGGACUGGGCUCCAAGACCGCAGAGAAACGCGACCCAGCACCUGCAGCUCCCUCUGUAGGGGUCCGAAGCGCUGAAAGACGAGGACCAGUGUCCGGUGUGCGCAGCCAGGAUGUCAGGAGCAGGGAGGAGCCACGAGCAGAAAGAGGCUCGGGUGGUACUCGAGACGUGGGAAGGAGAGUCCAAGCAAGAGAUGUGGUGUCCAGCCAGCAGGGUGAGAUGGAACCUCGGAGGAGAGCUAACCCCUCCCCUACCCCCCCUGCAGCUGAUGCUGUGGCAGGAGACGUUGUGGGACUUCAGGGAAUGGUUGCAGGAAACCUCUUCCUCCAGGCUCAGCCCACACAAAUUGGCAAUACAGCAGGACUCAACACAUGGGGUGCUGGCGCAGGGAUGGCUGCAACAGCUGCCUUGGUGGAACAAGGGGUGCCCAAUCCCAGUCUCUUCCUGGACUCUCCGUCUGAGGCCCUGCCGACCCAUGCAUUCCCAGCACUGAGAGAAAUCCCCAUCCAGAGCCUGCAAGCUCCAGCGCCCAAGAGCAGAGCAGAGUUUUUACAAUACGCCUGCAGGCUGACCCUGGACCCCGACACCGCACAUCGCCGCCUCUGCCUGUCUGAGGGCAACACCAAGGCCACCCUGCAGGGCACCACGCAGCCCUGCCCGGACCUUCCACAGCGGUUCGACAGCUGGACCCAGGUGCUGUGCCGGGACGCCCUGCCGGGUGACCGCUGCUACUGGGAGGUGGAGUGGCGCGGGCGGGGCUCCUCGGUGGGCGUGGCCUACUCGGCCAUCGCGCGAAAAGGAGGGGACGCCCGCGCGGGGCUAGGCUACAACGCGCUGUCUUGGAGCCUGGAGCUAUCAGACACCUGCUGCUGCGCCAUGCACCACAAUGAGAAGCACGACAUUGCUGUGGGCUACACCCCGCGCGUGGGAGUCUUCCUGGACCGGAGGGCCGGGACGCUGGCCUUCUACAGUGUGUCAGACAACAUGGCGCCCCUGCACACCUUCCAGGGCAGCUUCGUGGAGCCCCUCUUCCCCGCGUUCGGGGUGGGCAGCGGCGUCGGUGUUGGCCUGGACUUUGCCCUCGGUCAGUUCAGCUCGCUUUCUGACAGUAUCAAGAUCUGUCCUAUUUGAGCCUUUCUGGGCCCGUCAGUACUGCUAAACACUGGCCCUAAUUUCAAUGUUAAAUUCAGACAAAUACUUUAAAUGAUCAAGUUUCAUUA
Messenger RNA from Megalops cyprinoides (Indo-Pacific tarpon), 2543 nucleotides. RefSeq names its product tripartite motif containing 25, like (gene trim25l). Gene Ontology annotation, molecular function: protein binding; zinc ion binding. The coding region runs from base 109 to 2454 and encodes 781 amino acids. The record is from RefSeq and is a predicted model, not a curated record. Lineage: Eukaryota; Metazoa; Chordata; Actinopteri; Elopiformes; Megalopidae. The transcript has 16 exons.